Molecule: messenger RNA, 618 nt
Organism: Moesziomyces antarcticus
Lineage: Eukaryota; Fungi; Basidiomycota; Ustilaginomycetes; Ustilaginales; Ustilaginaceae
Exons: 5
Coding region: 1-618 (205 amino acids)
Source: RefSeq, a predicted model, not a curated record
AUGGUUUCGAGACCGGCAAAGAAAGCGACCGAAGCGACCGGCAGACGUCUCUGCCAUGCCGGUUGCCAGAUCAGCUUUGGUGUGGGGGCAUUGGUUGAUCCGGACCCUGACGAGGUGCCUGGAGGUACACCGGCCGCCGGGGAUGGAGCGGGCGGACGAAUGAAAAACGGCCGUCUCACUCCGCCGAGCGCGUCUGGCACUUGGACGACACUGGCGGCAGCGGCGGCGGUCGAGGAUCUGCUGGCUUCCCCCGGAGGCUCGUGUGCCAACAAUAUGCUCCGCGGCCCUUUGCUGAUUGCCCCGCCCGGCCCAGCUCCCGUGCCGACUCGGUCCAUGUCUGUGAUGCGUGCCUUGCAGGCCACGAGCUACCUUGGCCCUACAAAAAAGCUAAAGCAUUUUGCACCCGUCACGCAGCUCGGCGUCAUUCCCAAGACGAACAGGGAUGCUGGUCCUAUCGAUCCCUCUGCCAUCUCAACCGACGCCUUGUCUGAACAAGCCCUUCUACUAUCAUUAGUGCCCGCAACCCUUGGGAAAGAACUAGCAAAAGCUGGUCUCGGAAAAAAAGAGGGCAAAAAAGGCAAAAAGAAAUCCACAAUUGUCGACACCCGUCGGAUUUGA